CAGUGCCGCGUGCUGGCGUUUGCGCAGCUGCAGGCACAGAGGAGACGGCAGUGAGUGAACCCUGGCAGAGUAACAUUUUGCAGGCGAAGGGAGAGGCAGCGGCACAGGGAAGCUCCAGUCUGGGGAGAGAUACCUCACCCACUUAGCCAACUUUGCGCUCCUUCCUCUCUGCACUUGGGUCUUAAUGCAAACACAUUUUUAAGGCAGAUUUCCACUAGCAUUUAUUGCAAACUGACUGGCUUUUGCUUUGCUUCAUAACUUUGGGGGGACAAGAGGAAGAACGAGGAGGAGAAGGGGGCAGCCUUUUUGCUUCCCCUCCCUCCUCGCCAACUGAAACUCAGCUCGUCUCAUCGCUAGACAUGAAUGACAGCUGUCAGCUGAACAGGAUGGCAACUUUGGAUACUAACAACAACGCCCCAGGGGGUGUGAUCAGCUACAUCGGCUCCAGUGGGUCUUCACCGAGCUGCACCAGUCCAGUCUCUCUCUGUGGUAGUGACAGCUCCAACGGCAGCUGCCAGCUGUCCUCACAGCCCACCUUUCCCAGCUACUUUCCUCCGUCACCCACGGGAUCUCUGGUGCAAGACUCUGGACGUCUGGGGAGUGUGACUGGAAUGCGUGAUGACGCUUCCCCGUCCUCCUCCUCCUCCUCCUCCUCCUCCUCGUCCUCUUCCUCCUCUUCAUCGUACAGUUCUGGAGGGUCCCCAGCAGGGCUGCAGACGGCCUUGGAUGGCGGGAGGCGCCCCUCCCCUGCCAAAAGCACCAGCAGCAUCACAAAACUCAAUGGGAUGGUCCUCCUGUGCAAAGUUUGUGGGGAUGUCGCUUCGGGGUUCCAUUAUGGUGUCCAUGCUUGUGAAGGCUGCAAGGGCUUCUUCCGGCGCAGCAUUCAGCAAAACAUCCAGUACAAAAAGUGCCUCAAAAACGAGACCUGCAGCAUCGUCCGAAUCAACCGGAAUCGGUGCCAGCAGUGCCGCUUCAAGAAGUGUCUAGGGGUCGGCAUGUCCCGUGACGCUGUCCGCUUUGGGCGCAUCCCCAAGCGCGAGAAGCAACGGAUGUUGGCAGAGAUGCAGAGCGCUAUGAACAAUAUGGCAAACAACCAGCUGAGCGUGCAGUGCCCGCCUGAGAGCUUACCUGCGGGACAUCCCCAGCCCACCAACCCUCUGUUGUGCCACCAGCCUCAGCUGGCCCCCUGUUCCCCACCACCCCAUGCAGCCUCACCGCCCCAGGGGUCCCCUUGCUUCUCCCAGUUUUCCCAGCAGCUGACGCCCCCACGCUCCCCAAGUCCUGGUGAUCUCAUGGAGGAUGUCAUCUCACAAGUGGCCAAAGCCCAUAAGGAGAUUUUUGUUUAUGCUCAUGACAAACUGGCUACGGGGGCCCCACCACCACCCGCCGGGACCAACAACUCUCCCAGCUGGGAGGACAACUGGCUGACCAAUGGCUACCACAGCAAUGGGCUGUGCCAUCAGAAUGACAACUGGAACCCGGGCACGGGGCCCAACUACACUUGCCAGCAGAACAACAUCAAUGGACAUCGAUUUUGCCCCUCGGGCUAUUCUUCUGGGUCGACAGAUCCCUCCGUUGGACAAGGCUGCCUGCCGCAAAGUGGGCCCCGAGACAUUCUCUUGGCAUGUCCUAUGAAUUGCCACCCGCAUGGCCGCAGUGGCCGCACAGUCCAGGAAAUUUGGGAGGAUUUCUCACUGAGCUUCACUCCUGCCGUACGAGAGGUUGUAGAAUUUGCAAAGCACAUCCCUGGCUUCCAGGAGCUGUCACAGCAUGACCAGGUGUCUUUACUCAAAGCCGGCACAUUUGAGGUACUGAUGGUUCGAUUCGCCUCCCUCUUCAAUGUCAAGGAGCAGACAGUGACGUUCAUGAGCCGGACCAAGUACAGCCUUGAGGAGCUGUGGGGGAUGGGCAUGGGUGACCUGCUCACAUCCAUGUUCGAAUUCAGUGAGAAGCUUGGCUCCUUGGCACUCUCUGAGGAGGAGCUGGGCCUCUUCACAGCCGUAGUGCUGAUCUCUGCAGAUCGUUCUGGCAUUGAGAACCCAGCAUCUGUGGAACAGCUGCAGGAGACGCUCAUCCGGGCCCUGCGGGCCCUGAUCCUCAAGAACCACCCCCAGGAGACUUCCCGCUUCACCAAGCUGUUGCUUAAGCUGCCUGACCUGCGCACCCUCAACAACAUGCACUCUGAGAAACUGCUCUCCUUCCGCAUCGAUGCUCAGUAAAGCGCAGGAAGGCAUGCAGACUACUGGCCCACCCGCCCUGCCCGUCCCUGCACUGUUGCACUAACCAGACUUGUUCUCUGGGCCCGGACUCAACUAACUAUUUAUACUGGCCUAUAGCAGCUGCGGCCCCAUCCUCUCAGAGACAAGCAGCACGGCCAUCCUUGUAAAUUGAUGUAUGUAUAUGGGGAGUUGUGUGACUAGAGCGGCAUUCUUCCCUGCCGUGGCACCGGCCACACAGGAAUAAUAUAUUGAAAGCAAAAAGACUA
Messenger RNA from Varanus komodoensis (Komodo dragon), 2485 nucleotides. RefSeq names its product nuclear receptor subfamily 1 group D member 1 (gene NR1D1). Gene Ontology annotation, molecular function: RNA polymerase II cis-regulatory region sequence-specific DNA binding; nuclear receptor activity; zinc ion binding. NCBI's taxonomy places the organism in Eukaryota, Metazoa, Chordata, Lepidosauria, Squamata, Varanidae. The record is from RefSeq and is a predicted model, not a curated record. Bases 360 to 2219 code for a protein of 619 amino acids. The transcript is spliced from 8 exons. Gene Ontology annotation, biological process: cell differentiation; negative regulation of transcription by RNA polymerase II; hormone-mediated signaling pathway.